AUGAGUGAUGUGAAUUGGUUUAAUUCUCAAUUUAGUAAAGAUGGACGAUCAUUAUUUAAUGAUGGUUUUGAUACAUCCCAACAACAAAAUCAUUCAUUAAUUAAUACAUCCCUGCCACAAUCACCCUUAUCAUUUAAUAAAAAUAAUAGUACUACUACCACUACUACUAUUACUACUACUACCACUACUUCUAGUAAUAAUUUUACAAACUUUCAAUCACCAUCAUCUGAUGAUGGUUUAAUAACUAAUCUACCACAAACUCCUUCAUUAAUUGAUAAAAAAACAGAUGAAAACAUUAGCGUAUUUUCAGAUAUAAUUAUUGUAGAUAAUUUGGUGGAUAUAAUAUCAAAAAACAAUCAAGUUGAUCCUGUAAUUAGAACUGAAAAAAAGAUAUUGCAAAAAAAUGAUCCUUCACAAGGAGCAAACAUUCAUCAAAAUAUGACAUAUCGAGUCCAACCAAAUAAUAAGAAACUUGAAACAUCUACUAAUUCCCGAAAUUACACCUAUGAUUUGGUUACACAGGUAACAAGAUAUGAAGAAAAAGAAAUAAUUAGUGUUGUAAAAGAACUUGAAAAAUAUAAUAUAAAAGUCUUUGAACAUUUUAAUCUUCCAAAAGAAUCAUGGCAUGGUAAAGAAGUGUGUUUUUCCAUUGAAAUACCAAAUACUGUAAAAAUAAUCCAAGCCUCGUUGAAGAAUGUUAAAAAUCCAAUAAUCAAGGCUGGUAUAUUAUUAAAACUCAAGUAUUCGGGUAUAGAUGAUUGGUUUAUUGGUUGUCUUACAGCUAAAGCUACCAGUGGUAGCUAUUACCUUGAAAUUCAACACUCGGGUCAAACUUUCACAUACCCAAAUAUCCAAUUUAUAACCAACCCUACUAAAUGUGAACCUCCAUCUUUUUACAAAUUAACAUACCUCAACAAUAGGUUUUAUGCGUUCAGCUAUUUAUUAAAAGCAAAACCAAGAUUAAAAUCCAAUUCAACUCCAAAGCCACUUGUGGUGAACUAUAAUGGAAGGGAAAUCCCAUAUGAAUAUAGCAAUAUUAAUUUUGGACAAACUCCACUCUAUAUUUCAUUCGAAAUCCCAGACGAUUUUUAUGAUCCAAACAAUACUCAAAAUACCUUUGAAUGUUAUUAUAAAGUUUUAAAAUAA
Dictyostelium purpureum is the source of this 1146-nucleotide messenger RNA. RefSeq lists its product as uncharacterized. Bases 1 to 1146 code for a protein of 381 amino acids. Lineage: Eukaryota; Evosea; Eumycetozoa; Dictyosteliales; Dictyosteliaceae. The record is from RefSeq and is a predicted model, not a curated record. The transcript is spliced from 2 exons.